CAGUACAGGAAGGUGUGUCGGUGGUAGCGGUUGUGUGUAGUGUGGUGCUGCACAGUCUCUCUUUCAGGCCUUGGUGUGCCACAGGGUGUUCGUUGUGACACUUAAGUUUGUGUUGGAGGACUCAGCGCUUGUUGGGUGACUGCGUUAGCUCGCAAGUGUUAGCAAUGCUCGGCGGACGGACCCAUGAUGCGAUGCGCGUGCUGGCGGUGGUGGUGGUAGCUGUGAUGGCGGCGCACUCAGCUCUGGCCAGCGACGGCUAUGAUUGCGGCUACAAGACGGUGUGGCUGGACAAGACGGAGUACAGACCGGUUCCUUACUACAAUGGAGGAAAGUCGGUGGCCAACACGUACGAGCCGGUGUACCUCACCACCACGAUCCUCAACAAACAGUCAGUGCCUUACUUCAUCACGCAGACCCAGAACGUGCCCCAGUUCGUCACCAAGAAGGCCACGCUGCCCCAGUACAUCACCCACACCGUCAUCAACACCCUUCCCAAGUACAUCACCGUCACCGAGAAGUCCUACGUCACUGUGUACGCAACUCGAACACGGAAGAGUUACGAAACCAUCUGCCCUAAAGGAUACGGCCACGGUGGACAUGGCGGCCACGGCGGCCACGGCGGAUACGGAGGGGGACACCACCACUGAGGUGAUGAAGGAGUAAAAGGCUUCUACUGCCGCGGCAGGACCGUGGGAAGAGUGUAUUAUGAAGGAGUGAGGGAGUAAUGUGCAUGGUGAUAGUUUUCGUGAUGAACGCUUCCUCCUUCUGUCUGUCAUUAUUAUUGUCACUGUUAUUGUUGUUGUUACUCUUGUAGUAUAGUCCUGAAGUGUAUUUUCUGUGUUACGAAUUCCAACGCAUGUACUCGUGCGUGCUAAUAUAUGUUUUCUAGUCCUUGGCAAA
This is a messenger RNA of Scylla paramamosain (green mud crab), 900 nucleotides long. RefSeq lists its product as uncharacterized. Bases 165 to 647 code for a protein of 160 amino acids. The transcript is spliced from 4 exons. NCBI's taxonomy places the organism in Eukaryota, Metazoa, Arthropoda, Malacostraca, Decapoda, Portunidae. The record is from RefSeq and is a predicted model, not a curated record.